GGUGGCCCCGAGCAAGGAGGGCGCGGCCUCCUCCCAGGCUCCCUGGAGGCAGCGACCUGGCCCAGCACUCCGACCCCAGGCGGCCCCCAGACUCUGGUGCCCCCCGCCCCCCCGCAGGCAAGGACCACCGCUUCCUAACCCCCACCCGGAGCACCCCUGCUGGGCCGGACAGGAUGGGGCUGGGCCUACAGCAGCACAGCGCAGCUCGGGACAGCCGUCCCCUCCGCACUGCGGCGUGGUGCUUAUUAACCCUGCGAGGGCUGAGGCGGCCCCGGGCCAGCUCGCCUGCCGCGGGCUGUGGGCCUGCGUGUCCUACCGAGCAGCCCUGCACAGCCGUGCGCUGGCUGUGCACUGGAAAGGGUGUGCACCGGGGGGAGGAGCAGGCCUCGGUCCCCAGGGUCCCCAGAGGAGGAAGGGGGUCAUGGCCAUGUCACUGGAGUCAGCUCUGUGCGGAGUGCAGCCCACGUCGGUACACAACCCUGGGCCCUGGGAAAGGUGCCAAGCACAAGGGGCGGCUCAGCCUGGCGGCAGCCUCAGGCCUCCUGCAUUCCCACCGUCACUCGAAAGGGAGACGCGACGUCCUCCCCGCCCCUUCUCACCGCCGUCCCCUCCCAGGGUCACGGGGGGUCGCCUGCCUGACCCCAGCCUCGCGCUCCCAGGGUCACAGGGGGGUCGCCUGCCUGACCCCAGCCUCGCGCUCCCAGGGUCACAGGGGGGUCGCCUGCCUGACCCCAGCCUCGCGCCCCCAGGGUCACAGGGGGGUCGCCUGCCUGACCCCAGCCUCGCGCCCCCACAAUAGGACUCGGUGCUGGCCUUCUCUCCAGGGCGGCAGCUGCCGCGUAACAUUCCAGGAGCGUCAGCCCCAGGCAAGGUCUCCAGCAGAGGUGGGCCCGAGCCUGGCCUCCUUCCUGAAUAAAGAGAUUGAUCUCUGGGCGGCCUUGUCGGUGAAUCCCCUGUUCUCGCAGGCGAUCCUGGUCUGAAGCCCUGGGCAG
Molecule: messenger RNA, 992 nt
Organism: Chinchilla lanigera (long-tailed chinchilla)
Lineage: Eukaryota; Metazoa; Chordata; Mammalia; Rodentia; Chinchillidae
Exons: 2
Coding region: 174-980 (268 amino acids)
Source: RefSeq, a predicted model, not a curated record